ACAACUAUAGUAUUUGCAAUACUUCAGUUUUGAAAACAGAGAUUUUAGUCAGCUUGUCAAACACCAUUCUGUAUAUAAUACUGCAGUAUUUGAGAAUACUGCAGUAUUUUUCCAAAACUGUGAAAAAACUUCACUCCCAAACACCCCCUAAAUCCGAAUGACCAAAUCGAACUAGUCCUCAAUAUCUCUCAGGUGCUCGCCACGAACAAACGUGACGCAUCUCGAGCUCCGAGCCUCCGAUGGACUCUUCCUCUCCAUCCCCAUCGUCAGCGCCCAGUGGAUCCCGUGCCGCCUCCAAUGCCACCCAGCGGUGGAGCAUCCUUCGCCGCGCGCUGCUUGCUCGUUCCUCCUCCGCGCGCGCCCUAGGGGGAAUUUCUAGUGACCACCAGAUUAAAGAUGGUACCAAUAACAUUUCAAGAAAGGCUUCACGUGGUUUUAACCUGAUCGAAUGCCACUCCUUGCCAAUUUCACAGCUACUGAAAUCACUUGGGAAUUCAUUAAACGAAAAUGAUUUUGAAUGCCAGAAGGAUGUUUAUGUAUGUUAUAAGCUGCCUUGUAGAGGUUCCUCUAAACUUGAUCUGGUAUGUAGAAAAGAGGAUUCCCUUGAACUAAAUGACAUUGAGGCUUCGAACAAAUACAAUAUCGACACUACUGGACUAGUAUGUUGUUGGCCAUCGGAAGAGGUUCUUGCCUACUACUGUAUUAACCACUCGGAUGUGUUCAGGUCCAAGAAAGUGCUUGAACUUGGAUCUGGUUAUGGAUUGGCUGGACUUGUUAUUGCAGCCAGUACAAAUGCUGACGAGGUUGUUAUUUCUGAUGGCAACCCACAAGUAGCUGAGUACAUUCAGAAGAACAUAUCCAUCAAUGCAGAGACUUUUGGUGAGACCAAGGUUAAAUCUUUGAUACUGCAUUGGGACAAAGAGCAAGCUUCAGAAAUGUUGAAUACUUUUGACAUCAUUGUUGCAAGUGACUGCACAUUUUUCAAGCAAUUCCAUAAGGGCCUUGCCCGAACAGUCAAAUCCUUGCUGAAGCAUUCGGCAACCUCACAGGCCAUCUUCCUGAGCCCCAAAAGAGGUUGAAAGCAAUGUUAUUUGUUGCCGCUUUCUACGACUUCGCAUCUGCUAGGCUGACGUCUUGACCAACAAUGAUUGAUAAGCUGACGUCUUGACUAACGACGAUGAUUGAAGACUCGUGUUAUCUCAUUCUAUAGUGUUUGCUGCAUCACGGCACCCACACAUCGGUUUAUUGGCCGAUGUUACUGCUGUAUGUGUGGCUAAUUAAUCUCUUCACAAGUUGCUAUCAAACGGCUGUUUGGGUAUCUUCAUGAUUGCUGACCGGAUGAAAGCACUUCAUUUGGCGA
Molecule: messenger RNA, 1360 nt
Organism: Zea mays
Lineage: Eukaryota; Viridiplantae; Streptophyta; Magnoliopsida; Poales; Poaceae
Product: S-adenosyl-L-methionine-dependent methyltransferase superfamily protein
Exons: 8
Coding region: 240-1079 (279 amino acids)
Cellular component (GO): cytoplasm
Molecular function (GO): calmodulin-lysine N-methyltransferase activity
Source: RefSeq, a predicted model, not a curated record